Glycine soja is the source of this 764-nucleotide messenger RNA. RefSeq names its product MLP-like protein 34. The transcript is spliced from 2 exons. Gene Ontology annotation, biological process: defense response. The record is from RefSeq and is a predicted model, not a curated record. NCBI's taxonomy places the organism in Eukaryota, Viridiplantae, Streptophyta, Magnoliopsida, Fabales, Fabaceae. The coding region runs from base 40 to 507 and encodes 155 amino acids.
GUAUUGUCCACAUACCUUCUUAAGAGUAGUGAAGCAAAUAUGGCAUACUCUCAACUUCAAAAGGUGGAAACUAGCCUGCAGAUCAAGGCUUCUGCUGAACAGUUCUAUGAUGUUUUUUGCAACAAGCCACACACUAUUGCCAACAUUUCACCAGAAAAUAUUCAGUCAGUUGAAGUUCAUAAAGGUGAAUGGGGCAAAGAGGGAUCAAUCGUCUCCUGGAACUAUUUACAUGAGGGAACAGUUUGUGUAGCCAAGCAAGUGCUUGAAGGCAUAGACAAGGAAAAUAACAAAAUGACAAUGAAGGUCAUAGAGGGUGACGUGCUGGGACUCUACAAGAGCUUCAAGUCUAAUUUGCAAGUUACUCCAAAAGGAAAGGGCAGCGUAGUGCUUUGGGCAAUGGAAUACGAGAAACAAGAGGACCACAUUCCUGACGCUCAUACCUUGUUGCAACUGGCUGUUGUGGUUAGCAAAAAAAUUGAUGCUUACCUUACUCAGGGGCACAACUAAAUCAUCAAAUUAAGCUCAUGUUUUACUCUACUAAUGCUAUCUAAGAAAUAAAAAUUGAUGUAUUAUGGGGCUUAAUUGACCCUUAAUUCCAUCAAUUUCAUAUGUUAAAAGCUGAAUAAAGUGCAUCAGCCACGACUAGGCGUGAGUUGGGCACAAGUGUGUUAUGUUGUUCUAUUGUGUUUCGUGUGAUUGUCGUUGAUUGUAACCUGAGACUGAAAAGUCAUUUGCUUUGAAAUCUCCUUUACUUUUGUGUGGAA